This is a messenger RNA of Brassica rapa (field mustard), 2197 nucleotides long. RefSeq names its product metacaspase-5. NCBI's taxonomy places the organism in Eukaryota, Viridiplantae, Streptophyta, Magnoliopsida, Brassicales, Brassicaceae. Gene Ontology annotation, molecular function: cysteine-type endopeptidase activity. Gene Ontology annotation, biological process: proteolysis. Gene Ontology annotation, cellular component: cytoplasm. The record is from RefSeq and is a predicted model, not a curated record.
GAAACCAUUGGUUUGACAAAUAAAAAGCAAGGUGUUGAAACAUGCGAUGAUAAUGUGAUAAUAAUAAUUUAGCUAUGAUAUAACAUCGAAUUGUUUGCGCCUACAAGAGAUGUGUACACAACAACAAGCAUCAUUUCCUCACAAUCUAUACAAGGUUUGUACGUUUUAGCUUUCGUAUGGAAGAAAGAACAAGCCAUUGACGUUAUUUUUCUUCUCUAACUGUUAAACCAAUAUUGGUGGCGUUUUGGAUAUUUUUGAAUAAUUAAAAUAUAGUUUCUUGUAAAAAUAAUGUAAUUAGUUACAUUAAGAUAAGACUAAUCUAUGAAACAGAAUAUAUAUGGAAUGGAUUUUUUUUGAAACACUUAUAUAUGGAAUGGAUAUCUUUCAUUUUAUGGUAAUAAACAUUAGUAUCUUUGACCGGAAACAAAGUACACCAGUAUAAAAACGUGAAUAAGGAUAAGGUGUAACGUCUCACGAUCAAACAAAAACAAAAUAAAAUUUGUAAAGCGGACCUUUUGAGGUAUUAUCAAUGGCGAAGAAAGCAGUAUUAAUUGGAAUCAACUAUCCUGGAACUAAGGCGGAGUUACGAGGCUGUGUCAACGAUGCUCGGAGGAUGCACAAAUGCCUAGUCGAUAGGUUCGGUUUCUUGGAGAGAAACAUCACCGAGCUGAUCGAUACUGACGACUCUUAUACCAAACCAACUGGUAAGAACAUCCGACGGGCGUUGUUGAAUCUAGUUGAGACAGCUAGAUCAGGCGAUGUUCUAGUUGUUCAUUACAGUGGACAUGGGACGAGGUUGCCGGCGGAGACAGGGGAAGAUGAUGAUACUGGUUAUGAUGAGUGUAUUGUUCCAUGUGAUAUGAAUCUUAUCACCGAUGAUGAAUUUAGGGAACUUGUGGAUAAAGUUCCAAAAGAUGCACGCAUUACAAUCAUCUCAGACUCUUGUCAUAGUGGUGGUCUCAUAGAUGAAGCUAAGGAGCAGAUAGGAGAGAGCACGAAGAAGAAGAAGAAACCAAAGAAAGAAGCUAAAGGCUCUUCAAGACUUGGAAUCAAAGACUUCGUGCUUGAAACUGUGGAAGAAGAAGACGAAGAAACCAAUAUUGAAGAAAAUAUUGAGCUAGAAAAUGGGGACAAAAUCCAUGUGGGAAACAAAUCUCUACCUCUACAAACUCUUAUCGAUAUCCUCAAGCUCGACACGGGCAACGAUGAUAUCGAAGUUGGUAAAAUCAGACCAACACUAUUCAAUGUGUUUGGAGAAGAUGCAUCUUCAAAGGUGAAGAAGUUCAUGAAAGUGCUUCUAACAAAGCUGCAAGAAGGCGAAAAUGAUCAUGGUGGUCUAAUGGGAAUGAUUGGGAAACUAACGCAAGAGUUUAUUGAACACAAGCUCAACGACAAUGAAGAGUAUGUUGGGAGAAAGCAAGAGGUCUAUGCAGGUGCAAGCAAAGGUUCUAUGGCUGAUAACGGUAUUUUGAUUAGUGGUUGUCAAACUGAUCAAACUUCAGCAGACGCGAGUCCUUUAGGUCAACCUGAACUGGCUUAUGGAGCAUUCACCAAUGCUGUUCAGAUCAUACUCGAGGAGAGCAAUGGUAAGAUUACAUAUAAAGAACUUGUUAUGAAGGCAAGAAAGCUUCUUAAGAAACAGGGCUUUACUCAGCGACCGGGCCUGUAUUGUAGCGACGGUUACGUGAAUGCUCCGUUUAUUUGUUGAUUGUAACAUUCUCAUAAAGUAUUUGAAGUUCCGUGUUGGAUAAGUUAUGUGAUGUCUGUAUUUUGUUGUUUUGUUGUUGUAACUUUGAAUGGAUUGUCAACUGUUACUUUGUCACUUUCUCUUUAGUUAUAACUUUUUUUUUUAUAUAUUUAAAAUGUUUAUACAGUAUACACCCAAUUUCCAAAGCAACUGUUCGUUGGUCAUUGGCUAUGGAUUUAAUGAUUUAUCAUACCUUUUUUAGUUGUUGACUUGUUGACCUAUUAGUAAUACUUCCGAUUGUAAUAAAUAUUUUAUCAACCUUCGGUUUAAAAUCUACGUACUAAGCAAUUAUUACCGACUUAUUACGGUCAAUUUGUAACAUUGUAAAGCAAAUUGAUAACGAGAUCAAUUUCAUGGCAUUGAUGUGCUUGAUAAAAGAAAAUACGAAGAUAAACCAAAAAAGCGUAAAACAAUAAGGUUUAUGGAGUAUAAAACUAAAGUUAAGAUUAU